AUGAUCUCCAACAUCCUCCCCCGCGGGCCACCCGUCCCCCGCCCCAUCCGCCGCCCAAAGAAAAUCAUCUACCUCGCAGUCAUAUUCUUUCUCCUCUACUGGUUCGGCAUCCGCCAUGGUCUCGGUCGCGAGCGCCUGCAAGAUUUUCCUCUGGGAUACGCUAUCAAGGGCGGCAGGCGCGGACGACACAGUAGCCUGAUACGGGGCGACAAGGGCAUGUCUGUGCUGCAACGAGCGCAGGCCGGGCACCGCCAGGAACACCCCAUCUACGAGCUCAUGGAAAAUGCCGAGACUCGCUGGACAGACAUGCUCGCCUCGCAAUCAAAGACGCUGCAGCAGGCGGUAGGGCAGUACCGAAAGCGAUAUGGGAUCCCGCCUCCUGCUGGGUUUGAUGCCUGGUUUGCGUUUUGCAAGAAGAAUGGGAUCAAAAUCAUCGAUGAGUACGACCAGCUCAUGAAAGAUGUCCUCCCGCAUCAUGCGCUUGCCCCAGCCAUGUUUAUCGCCCGGAGUAAAGCGCUGGAGGGUGCGGCGUACGCGUAUACCCUCGACAUUGACAAAGGCCGCGUGGGGAUCUCUGGCGAGAGAUCUAGCCACGACAGGCCAAAGCAUCUCCAAUCGUUGAUCUCGGGAUUCAUGAACGAUCUUCCGAGUGGAUUCCGGUUGCGUGUCACGGGGAGCGACCACGAUACGGGAAGUGUAGUGCUUGGGAAGGAUCAGAGGGAGAGAGCGAUGGAGCUCGUGAGCCAAGGCAGACACUUUAAGGAGGACGAGCUCAAAUCUUAUGAAGACCCCAAUCGUACGCCCGCAUGGGGCUGGUUUAAAGCGUGUCCUCUCGACUCUCCCGCCAAUAUUCGUCCAGGGGCCGAAAAUGCGACAGAGGACAUUCUUCCAAAAUCUUUUAUCCAUGACCAUCUCCCCACCAUGGACUUUUGCGAAUAUCCCGAGUUGAAGCGUCUCCACGGCGCCAUGUCGUACGAUUAUGUCAACCGCUCUCCCUCGGUUCUCAAACCCAUUCUCGUCCUUUCAAAAUUCCCUUUCGAUGCUUCUUUCCAGACCACUCCUAUGGAGGGGUACGCCAACAUCACUGCCGAUGACUUGCCCUACCUCGGUACGUGGGCCGACAAGACGGACAACCGUCUGUUCUGGCGCGGGUCCACGACGGGCGGGUACGGUACGCAGCGGGAUUGGAAGGAGAGUCAUAGGAUGAGGCUGCAUUUGAUGAUAAAUGGGCCCAAGGGAGGAGAUGCGUGGUGGGAUCAGCAGCUGCGGGAUGUCAUGGUGCCAGACGGAGAGGGCAGUUUCAAUGUCGUGAGGAGGUGGGAACGGGUGCUGAGCAAGGCUUAUGCGGAUGUCAAGUUGGCCGGAGUGCCUGUGCAGCAGUGUCCCUCUGAAGAGCUCUGCGGCGAGGUAUCCAAAACCAUCGAGUUUGGCAAAAAGGUGUGGCCCGACGAGGCCGUCAGGUUCAAAUACAAUCUCGAUGUCGAUGGCAACGGGUGGUCUUCACGAUUCCACAGACUGUUGAGCUCGGGCAGUCCGAUCAUUAAAAUGACAAUGUUUCCCGAGUGGCACAUGGAGUGGCUCACCCCCUGGCUCCACUACAUUCCUCUCAAAGCCGACUAUUCUGACCUUUACGACAUUAUGGCAUUCUUUGUCGGUCCUCUGGACGAUGCGGGACAUAUCGACACGGAAAAAGGACACGACUAUCUCGCGCAAAAGAUUGGUGAAGCAGGGCAGAGGUUUGCGCUGGAUCAUUGGUCGUGGUUGGAUAUGCAAGCAUAUACGUUCCGCCUUCUUCUAGAGCUCCAGCGACUGCAUUCCGUGGACCGCGGAUCUAUGGCCUACAGUGGGCCUGUCGUGUGA
This is a messenger RNA of Cryptococcus wingfieldii CBS 7118, 1860 nucleotides long. RefSeq lists its product as hypothetical. The record is from RefSeq and is a predicted model, not a curated record. The coding region runs from base 1 to 1860 and encodes 619 amino acids. NCBI's taxonomy places the organism in Eukaryota, Fungi, Basidiomycota, Tremellomycetes, Tremellales, Cryptococcaceae. The transcript has 7 exons.